Messenger RNA from Drosophila teissieri, 912 nucleotides. RefSeq names its product chymotrypsin-like protease CTRL-1. The transcript has 5 exons. The coding region runs from base 1 to 912 and encodes 303 amino acids. NCBI's taxonomy places the organism in Eukaryota, Metazoa, Arthropoda, Insecta, Diptera, Drosophilidae. Gene Ontology annotation, biological process: proteolysis. The record is from RefSeq and is a predicted model, not a curated record. Gene Ontology annotation, molecular function: serine-type endopeptidase activity.
AUGAUUAAGCUUUUCAAUCUGCAGAGCCCGCUCGACAUCAUUGAGUUCAACAUGAAUUGGCAGCAAGUUGGCUUCAUUCUCGCGCUUUGCUCCUACGGAUCGCUGGCCCUGGAAUUGCUGGAUACGAACUGCGUUAAAAAACCAGUGGGAAUCAAUACCCAAAUAUAUGGAGGUGAAACUGCUGAUAUACGGUCGCAUCCAUGGAUGGCACAGAUACUUUGCUGGGGCCAACAUUUCUGUGGUGGCUCGCUGAUAAGCUCCCAAUUCGUUCUGACAGCAGCGCAUUGCCAAUGGCGAUUCGGUCUGAAAGUGCGUUUGGGCGGAUACAAUGGGACUACGGCCAUGAACCUUUGUUCAAGCGACAAUUGCUCACCAGCAGGUGCAGAAAUCGAUGUGAAGGCGAUAUUUGUGCCCAAUUUGUACUGGGACUAUCAUACCUAUGACAUUGCCCUCUUUCAGCUGGCCGUGCCGGUAAAGUAUAAUGCUCAAAUUAGACCGAUCUGUGUGAUGCAGACCUCGAACGAGGGCAAACUACGGCGAUUUUUAAACUACGUCAGCACGUUUAAUGUCACCGGCUGGGGAAAAACGGAAUCUAGUGAAACGAGCACGACACUCCAGUCGGCCAGCUUAUACCACCUCGAUCGUGGAUACUGUUUCCAAAUCUUCGACCGGGCAAUCUACUGGCCACACAUCUGUGCUGGCCACUCGCAAUCCUCCACGUGCACCGGAGAUUCUGGGGGUCCGUUGAGCGCGGAGAUGACCUUUUUGGAAUGGAAACACCCCAUUUUGUUCGGAGUAGUCAGUUAUGGGGCUUCGAAUUGUCGCGAAGUUACCGUUUUCACGAAUGUUUUGCAUUACACUAACUGGAUUAGAGAUGUUGUCCGCAGUGUCACACCCACUAAUAAUAACUAA